AAAAAGAAAACAACAAUUGAUCAAUAUUAUUUCAGAUUAAGAUUAGAAAAAAACAAUCCAAAUAUGAGUAAUAAUUCAACAUUAUUUCCCAUUAAUUUGGAUAAGCUCUCCGACAAGGAACGGCACAACUAUAUUCUCAGCCGCUAUGUGCUGCCAACGCCUGCGGAAAGUGUAUCUCGCAAACACAAAAGGGAUAUUGACGUGAUUCGGGAAAAUCACCGUUUUCUUUGGGAUGAGGAGGAUGCGGACAUGGACUCAUUAAGCUGGGAGCAGCGUCUUGCGUUACGCUAUUACCGCAAGCUUUUCAAAGAGUACUGCAUAGCGGAUCUCACUCGCUACAAGGAAAAUAAAAUUGCGUUGCGUUGGCGCACCGAACAGGAAGUGGUAACUGGAUUGGGCCAGUUCCAGUGCGGCAGUCGGAAAUGUGGUGAGCGCGAUGGAUUGCGCAGCUGGGAAGUCAACUUUAAGUAUAUCGAAAAAGGCGCUCCACAAAAUGCUUUGGUAAAGGUUCGUCUUUGUCCCAUACACACGGAGCAAUUAAAUUAUCAUACUAAGAAAAAAGAACACAAGCGCCAACGACGCAGAGAAAAGGAAGGACGUAAAGCAGAGAGAAGACACAAAAAACAUAAGCUGAAUGAUGAUGUUGCGGACAGCGAAGAAGUGGAAGAGCAGAAAACGCAAGAACCAAAUAAAGAUACAUCUAGCGAUGUGGCAGCCAUAACAUCCGAUAAACCCGAAGAAGCUGUCGAUGAGAGAAUCUGGAGCCAACAACUGGAUAUAAGCAAGGAGCAACCUUCACGUGAACAGGAAUUCGAACGAUAUCUGGAGGACUUGCUGAUGUAAGCCACAGUCUUCUUCCACACUUGCUUCAGACGAAAGAGAACGCAACCGGUUUGGUUUGUAAACACAAUAGCACUUUUUAUUAAUGUGGAGUAUGUGCUUCUCUAUAGCUAUAUCUAGUUGGCCACACGUUUGAUUGGGCCAAGCUUUUGACUUUGCAGACUUGUACAUAAAUACAAACAUUUAGUUUUAUACAA
Molecule: messenger RNA, 1037 nt
Organism: Drosophila innubila
Lineage: Eukaryota; Metazoa; Arthropoda; Insecta; Diptera; Drosophilidae
Product: protein FRA10AC1
Exons: 2
Coding region: 64-843 (259 amino acids)
Biological process (GO): dephosphorylation
Molecular function (GO): phosphatase activity
Source: RefSeq, a predicted model, not a curated record